Closterium sp. Naga37s-1 is the source of this 450-nucleotide messenger RNA. The record is from the annotation of a GenBank genome assembly. Lineage: Eukaryota; Viridiplantae; Streptophyta; Zygnematophyceae; Desmidiales; Closteriaceae.
AUGCAUCCGGCGUCCAUGAGGUUGAGGAGGCCAAUGGACACAUCGUGUUACUCGGGUCCCCCAGUGAUCCCGGUCCUCCCACUGUCCUGCGACCCGCUCACCAUCCCCGCCACCUGCCCGCCCGGUGCGGUCAACAUGACGGCCGCCAAGGGCGUGUCGGGGCGCCCCCUCGACCCGGCAAACUGCGCUGACUUCCCCUACUCCAAUGCCACCCGGCCCUUCCCUGACACUUUGAGCGGCGACAUCAACGCUCCUUACCCCUACACUCCUGCUCCUGUGCCCCCUUCUUCUGUUCCUGCGCGCUCCCCUCCCGCCCCUGCCCAGUCUCCGCCUACCCCCUCACCGCCAGCCCCCAUCACCGGUGCUCCCCCCCCCAAGCGUCGUGUCUCCGUCCCCCCCAUCUGUGUCUCAUCCUCCCGCUGGCCCUAUCCCCUCUCCUCCUCCCGCUAG